UAGCAUUUGUUUACGUCAUAAUGGCAACAUCUUUACGACUUGGCGACAAUUAAAGUCUCGCAAAGUUUCGCGCCUGCGCGUUAGCAGAGAGAAGCCUGAAAGAGGCUGGGCCAUCAGGGCAUCCCGGUAGCAAAGUAUGAAAUAUGAAAGUCGUUAUGAAAAGCAUAUUCUAAGCACCCCUGUAUUUACAUGCCUAAGACGUGUUUGAAACGUAAUCAAAUUUGCGAUUUAUGCCAAUUUUUUUUUAUUUUCUCGCGCAUGCGCGAGAAAAGCGGUCGGCUUCGGCUGCAAUGGCAAUAUGGCCUCUGCGUGGACUGCGCGUGACGUACACAGUACACAGUAUCAAGUAUCAACGUGGUUAUGUGACGCUCGGUCGUGAUGGCUUUUAAGCUUAUAUUGUGUUGUGAGUUAUGAGCCUUGACGUCUGUUGUUGAUCGUUAGAUCGGCGAGUUUGCGACGCGAUAAAAUGGCACCUACCAUACAAACCAACAGCAAUCAAGCUGACAGGGACAAACGCGCGGCCAGACCAGCGGAGAAACGGUCCGAGCUCAUAUGCAGAGUUAAAUAUUGCAACACUCUGCCAGAUAUUCCGUUUGACCCGAAAUUUAUAACGUAUCCCUUCGAACCGACCAGGUUUAUUCAGUAUAAUCCGACUUCAUUAGAGCGCAACUACAAGUAUGAAGUACUGACGGAACACGAUUUAGGUGUAGAGAUCGAUUUGAUAAAUAAAGACACGUAUGCGGGUGAUCUGAAUGCUCAAUUAGAUCCAGCGGAUGAAAAGUUGCUGGAGGAAGAUGUUCUUACGCCACAGGACUCUAAGCGGUCCCGACAUCAUGCCAGGAGUGUUUCUUGGUUACGACGUACAGAAUAUAUUUCCACAGAAAGUACCAGAUUCCAGCCGCAAACGGCAGACAAGGUUGAAGCUAAAGUUGGUUACAGUAUCAAGAAGAACUUCAAGGAGGAAACGUUGUACAUGGAUCGCGAUAGUCAAAUAAAAGCUAUAGAAAAGACCUUUGAAGACAAUAAAAAGCCAAUUGAAAGACACUACAGCAAACCGAACGUAGUACCUACAGAAAUAUUACCAGUAUAUCCAGACUUUAAGUUGUGGAAAUAUCCAUGUGCGCAAGUCAUAUUUGAUUCUGAUCCUGCGCCAACUGGUCGAUCUGUACCCGCGCAGAUCGAAGAAAUGUCGCAAGCUAUGAUACGAGGUGUAAUGGACGAGAGCGGUGAGCAAUUCGUAGCUUACUUUUUGCCGUUGGAAGAAACGUUGGAGAAGCGCCGACGGGACUUGACUGCUGGUAUCGCGUACGCCGAUGAGGAAGAAUACGAAUACAAAAUGGCGAGAGAAUACAAUUGGAACGUGAAGAGCAAAGCUUCCAAGGGAUACGAGGAGAAUUAUUUCCUUGUGAUGAGACAAGACGGGGUUUACUACAAUGAACUGGAGACGCGCGUGCGACUGAGCAAACGGCGCCAGAAGGUCGGACAGCAGCCAAACAACUCGCGCCUGAUAGUGCGUCAUAGACCGCUGAACGCCAACGAAUUCAGAAUGCAGAGAUAUCGAGAGAAACAAUUGGAGCCGCCAGGAGAGGAAGACGAGGACGAAGAGGAGGAAGAGGAGGAGCAGGAGCAGGAGCAGGAGCAGGAGCAGGAGACUACUCAACAAGAGGAAAAGACAGACCGAAAAGAUACGGCGGUUAAAGGUUCCGAAGCAGAGAACGAGGGAGACUCUCGUGCCUCGUCGAGAGCGUCCUCGCGGGCGUCCUCGCGGGUAUCGUCGCGAGCAUCCAGCAGAAAAUCACGAUCCCGCUCGCGGUCUCGUUCCAACGCCGACUCGAGAUCAAGAUCGAGAUCGAGAUCAAAGUCAAAAUCAAGAUCAAGAUCAAGAUCCAAAUCGAGGUCGAGAUCGAGGUCGAGGUCGAGCGCGCGUUCGCGGUCACGUUCACGCUCACGUUCACCAUCCAAAUCUAAAUCACCGUCUCGAUCACGCUCGCGUUCUCGGUCGCGUUCGCCGUCUAACGCGCGCAGUAACGCACGGUCUCGGUCCGGCAGUCCUCACGCGAGGAACACGUCGAGAUCCAGAUCGCGCUCGGGAACGCCCGCGAAGUCACCGUCGAGAUCUCGGUCGAACUCGCGGUCCAAGUCCAGGUCACGGUCAAGAUCGAGAUCCGGUACUGGUAGCGGUAGCGGGUCCGCUAGCGCGAGCGGCGAAAGCGGCUCCGAGAGCGAGUGACGCGAGACGCGUGCGCGAGAAUACUCUACGACCUACGUCGACGGCCAUCGUUUCCAUCUGAAUCCGUUCGAAGAGUAUCGGUUUGUCAUCGCUAUUUAAAUAUAUUCCGGAUAGCAGUUCCCCGCCGAAUAUCUCAGAAUUAUUGCAUAUUAAAUGAACGGAAAGAGCAUGUCUUUGACGGUACGAACAUAUACGGAGUACGUGUUUACAGGGUUUACGAGUGCUCGGCGGCACUAUCAAAGAUAUAAUAAAUUUAUAUGAGGAAAAUG
Molecule: messenger RNA, 2499 nt
Organism: Temnothorax curvispinosus
Lineage: Eukaryota; Metazoa; Arthropoda; Insecta; Hymenoptera; Formicidae
Gene: atms
Product: RNA polymerase II-associated factor 1 homolog
Exons: 8
Coding region: 467-2230 (587 amino acids)
Biological process (GO): transcription elongation by RNA polymerase II
Cellular component (GO): Cdc73/Paf1 complex
Molecular function (GO): chromatin binding; RNA polymerase II complex binding
Source: RefSeq, a predicted model, not a curated record